Molecule: messenger RNA, 5732 nt
Organism: Vitis riparia (riverbank grape)
Lineage: Eukaryota; Viridiplantae; Streptophyta; Magnoliopsida; Vitales; Vitaceae
Product: pentatricopeptide repeat-containing protein At2g22070-like
Exons: 4
Coding region: 819-2933 (704 amino acids)
Biological process (GO): RNA modification
Molecular function (GO): zinc ion binding; protein binding; RNA binding
Source: RefSeq, a predicted model, not a curated record
GCGAUCAUGGAAGUUGUGAUAUGGGUUCCACCGUGCAUGUGGUGUAAGCUUGGUCCAAAAGUCCAAACCCCACAUCACCAUCGUCCAUGUGUAAAGCAUCUGUGCAUUUUUCAGUGUCCUACACUUUAGAGAUAAGCAUGAAAAGGGGGGGAAAAAAAGAGCUGGUUCUUUGAACUUCCUUGCAGACACAUAUAUGUCGAUGGGUAAUUAAGAGAUUCGUUUGUGUGUUUCUAAAUUAAAGGUUUGACAAUGUAGUUUGGAGCAGCGUGGCACCUCCGGCCAAUCAUUCCAAUUCUGUGGGUGAUGGGUAUUGGCUUCUGAUAUGUAUCUGUGAGGAUUUGAGGAAGCUUCCCGUUUGUGAGUUUCAGAAGACUUUAGCACAAAGACAGAGGAUAAGGACAAGAUGUUUUGAGAUUGUAUUCGCGUGAACAGUAUCCAUUACCGACACCCCUGCCGCCACCCUCUACCACCGUAUCACAAACUGCCAUGUGCCCUUUUCUUAGUUCUCUCUCCACCAUUUGUGGGCUUCCCUUCAUUUUCGGGUCUUUUGUUUCUCCUGCAAACAUUGAAGUUAUGAUCCAACCCUAAAUUCAUGCGCUGAAAGUGGGUUUGUACAGCUUCUUCCUUGGUUUGUUUUUAUGAUAUCCCACAUGGUUGGAAUCAAGGAGAAGUUGUAUAUAAAUGGUGACAAAUGGUAUAUAUAGAGUCGAUGGGAGAGCUUGACCCCACUUGCGAUACUCCUCAAUAAAAUACUGGGAAAGAUACUGAAGAUUUUGCUUAUAACUGGGAAUUUUUUUAUUUGAUAGAGAUGCGAUGCGAUGAGAGGUCCAUCCCCAUUAAAAUUCUUCCACAAAGGGUUAUCUCCAACUCCUCCCAGUUCCAGUCCUACUCAUCUCAACUAUCUACUGAACACAGCCAUUCAAACCAGAAGCCUCAAGCAUGCUACCCAAAUUCAUACUCAAAUCAUCAUAAACAACUAUACAUCCCUGCCUUUUCUUUUCAACAACCUCAUCAACUUAUAUGCGAAAUGUGGGUGUCUCAAUCAAGCCCUCCUUCUCUUCUCAAUCACCCAUCACCAUUUCAAGACUAUUGUCACUUGGACAUCUCUUAUCACCCACUUAUCUCAUUUCAACAUGCACCUCCAAGCCUUAUCCCUUUUCAACCAAAUGAGGUGCUCUGGUCCCUACCCCAAUCAAUUCACCUUCUCUUCAAUUCUAUCCGCUUCUGCCGCCACCAUGAUGGUUCUGCAUGGUCAACAGCUGCAUUCUUUGAUCCAUAAACAUGGGUUUGACGCGAAUAUCUUUGUUGGCACCGCUUUGGUUGACAUGUAUGCCAAGUGUGCUGACAUGCACUCCGCAGUGAGAGUGUUUGAUCAAAUGCCUGAGAGAAACCUUGUUUCCUGGAAUUCUAUGAUUGUCGGGUUCUUUCAUAACAACUUGUAUGAUAGGGCAGUUGGGCUUUUCAAGGACGUUCUUAGGGAGAAAACGGUCAUUCCCAAUGAAGUAAGUGUUUCUAGUGUGUUGAGUGCUUGUGCCAACAUGGGGGGCUUGAAUUUUGGGAGACAGGUUCACGGGGUUGUCGUUAAGUAUGGUUUGGUUCCUUUAACUUAUGUGAUGAAUUCGCUGAUGGAUAUGUACUUUAAAUGUAGGUUCUUUGAUGAAGGUGUCAAGCUGUUUCAGUGUGUGGGGGAUAGAGAUGUUGUAACAUGGAAUGUACUGGUUAUGGGGUUUGUCCAAAAUGAAAAAUUUGAAGAAGCGUGCAAUUAUUUUUGGGUCAUGAGGAGGGAAGGGAUUUUACCUGAUGAGGCCUCAUUCUCUACUGUUCUUCAUUCUUCCGCUAGUCUGGCUGCAUUACAUCAAGGCACUGCAAUCCAUGAUCAGAUAAUAAAAUUAGGGUAUGUGAAGAAUAUGUGCGUUUUGGGAUCUUUAAUUACAAUGUAUGCAAAAUGUGGGAGCCUGGUUGAUGCUUAUCAAGUCUUUGAAGGGAUUGAGGAUCACAAUGUGAUCAGUUGGACAGCCAUGAUCUCAGCUUACCAGCUGCAUGGCUGUGCAAACCAAGUGAUUGAAUUGUUUGAGCAUAUGCUAAGUGAGGGGAUUGAACCGAGUCAUGUUACUUUUGUCUGUGUUCUAUCAGCUUGUAGCCAUACUGGGCGUGUUGAAGAGGGACUUGCUCACUUCAAUUCCAUGAAGAAAAUUCAUGAUAUGAACCCUGGGCCCGAACACUACGCCUGCAUGGUUGACUUGCUUGGUCGUGCUGGUUGGUUGGAUGAAGCUAAGAGGUUUAUAGAAUCAAUGCCAAUGAAGCCCACCCCAUCCGUCUGGGGAGCUCUGCUUGGGGCUUGCAGGAAAUACGGCAAUCUGAAAAUGGGAAGAGAAGCUGCAGAGAGACUUUUUGAGAUGGAGCCAUAUAAUCCGGGAAACUACGUGCUGCUUGCUAACAUGUGCACACGCAGUGGAAGGCUGGAAGAAGCUAAUGAGGUGAGGAGAUUGAUGGGUGUCAAUGGGGUAAGAAAGGAACCUGGCUGUAGCUGGAUUGAUGUUAAGAACAUGACAUUUGUGUUCACUGCACAUGAUAGAUCACAUUCAAGUUCGGAUGAGAUCUAUAAGAUGCUAGAGAAGUUGGAGAAAUUGGAGAAAUUGGUGAAGAAGAAAGGGUAUGUGGCUGAAACUGAAUUUGUCACUAACCAUCUGGAAGAGAACGAGGAGGAGCAGGGCUUGUGGUAUCACAGUGAGAAACUAGCCCUUGCAUUUGGACUACUAACCCUUCCUAUCGAUUCUCCAAUUAGAAUAAAGAAGAACCUGAGGACUUGUGGUCAUUGUCAUACAGUUAUGAAACUUGCUUCAAAGAUUUUUGACAGAGAGAUUAUUGUCAGGGAUAUCAAUCGGUUCCACCGGUUUGCAGAUGGUUUUUGUUCCUGUGGAGAUUACUGGUGACUAGACUCAGCAUAAUUUGAUGAGUCCCAAACACCAUUUUGGAAGCCUCUCUUUUUUCAUUUUCCUUUUUAAUCGAAGUUAACAUUAUUUUAAAAAAAAAUGUCAAAAUAAUGUCACCCUUAGCAGUUUUGUAUUUUUUGAGCUGCCUAACCGAAUUUCUUCUGUAACAUUAUUAUCAAAUCUUGAGAAAUCUUCUUUAAAGGAAGCUAGAGUUCUGGCUUAGACUAGCACACUUAGACUAGCACAUCCAAUUUUCCUGUUUGCAAACCUUUGAAUUUACUUGUCUUUUACAUUGUCAUUGUUGCCAAUAGGCAUCUUAUUUGUAUAUUUAUUAUACCUCUUGCACUGUUUCCCACUCUUCAUAACCCCACUCUUUCUUCUUAAGGUAAGUAAGAUAAAGGGCCAGGCAUGGUGGGGUAGGAGCAUCCUGUUGACAGUCUUUUUGGCUUGACCAAGAAGUUUUAUGUCCUCUGAUCACUGUUCUUUGUUUUUGAAUUUUUAAUAAGGGGAUCCAAAAUGCAUCAUAUGCUAAUUGGUCUAUGAGAUAUUCUAUCAUUGACCAUUAGUAUCUGAGCUGUGAAAUUGUGAUAAAAUUGUUAUGAACUGUUUGAUGAACUCUAUACUAAAGCCAGGAGGAUAUGAGGAAUUCUCAUCAAAGAUUUGAGUGCAUAUUCAUGAUAAUUACUUUGCUAAUCCAGUGGAGUUCCAAAGGCAUGCACAAGAGAUUACUUGAUAAAUGUUGAAGCCUAUGAAAGCAUUCUGCAAUAAAUUAAGAAUGCAUCUCCUCAAAUUGCUUCCAUCAGAUCCUAACUUAUUGGCAGCUAGUUGCUAAGAAACCCCAGAACCAGGAAAACUGUGGAUGCUGUGCAACAGUACUUCAAAUAGAAUUAGGACAGAAGGUUAGAAGUAACAAAAAUUGACUAUGAGCAAAGAGAUUUCAGAAGUUUAAUGUUCUUACCGCAGGCCACUGAGGAGAUUUUUCUCCAAGCAGCAUCUUUCUAUCACAAAAUGGGUCCCAAGUUCCUGUAUGUGGAAUGAAGUGAUCAUUAGGUCAUCCCCGAGCUCAUCAUAACCAAAAGGAGGAAACAGUUUUAAAAAACCCAAUAGAACAGUUCUUGUGGAUGGGACGUGCAAGCAGAAUUCUCUAUAUCCUUAAUUAAGUUGCAGUGCCCAGUAAUGAUUGUUUUGGAAUCUCUGCAAAGCUGUCUUUUGGAAUUUCCUUUUUGCCUUUUGUCUGUCCCUUUUGAUUCUCCUGGGUGUAGCUAGGGGCUGUGGAGUCAUCCAUCUGAUAACCAUGGCCUAUUAUUGAAGACAAAGGUGCAUGAACUUGGACAUUGCUACUACUAUCUGAUGAGAGUAUGCUGCCUUGGAAGGACGGUUGCUAUUAUUAUCUGAUGAGGGUGAACUGGUGAAGCUGUCUCUGCAGAAACUUUCUAUCCCUGUAUAUCCUUUCAGAAACAUAGAUUGCAUGCAUGCAUGUAGUGCUCAAUGCGUAAGAGGAUUCUGUUCUGAAAUAAUUGGUGAAUUUUAUCAAGGGGAAUCACUGUUACAAUAUGGCAGCUGUUCCUUCUUAAGUUGCUUUCAUAAAGGAAACAACCUAUUUAUUGCCUGUCCACAGAAGUGCAACUCAUAAACCUCUCUGGUGAGAAAAGUAAUUACUCUUUUUUUCAUUCGAUGACAUUGCAAUAAUGAUGCCGACAUGGUCUCAUUAAAGCCAGAUUUCUCUAAGGUUGAUGCAACACAGUUGAGCUAUCUCAUCACAAGCUUGGGCAGGUCUCAGGCUUUACUUUAAUGUGUCGUGUAGACUUUGUAUGGGCAAACCUCCCCAGAACCACCACCACUAACACCCCUUGAGUUCCCAUAUCACAAAUUUAUGAAAAUAUCCAUUUGAAGAACAUGAGUCCUCUCUACUGUUGAAAUAACGCCCAUGUGACUCUAUUACCUGCCACACGCAUGUUUAUUUCAAAAGUUAUGCUGCCCUGAUCUCUGUCAUUCUGAGUUUAGUAAAAUCUUUAAACCUGAAUUUCAUAAAAUCAUGGGCAGAAGUAAUAUUAUAAUCAAUUGAAUCAUUUGAGGCCCAUUAAUGAACUUGCAAAAUGGAAAUUAUUUUUUUCCUAUCAGUGCUCCAUGUUUUGAUGUUUGCACUCCUGUUCAAGUCCUGUGGGAUGUAAACAUAAAAGGAGUGGAGGUAGCUGAACAUAUGUACAUGGUUUGGAGCAAGGGCGUACCAAUCAUUAUGUUAUUAAAAAACAGUGCUAUUAUUUGAAUUAUUACAGAUUGAACAUGAUUUUCAGGGACACAAGAAAUUGUAUUGAAUACUAGAUAUUGUUGGUAGCACCUAAAGACAAGAGAAAAGAUGAAGACAGGUUGGUGGUAGAUAACAGCACCCUGGCCCCUGUGCUUCUGCUCCACUUACAGAGCAAUUUAAGUUUUCUAGCCUAAAAAAUGUCUGUCCAUGUUAGAUGGGUCUAUCAGUCAUGUGCAGAUUGCAGGGGAGCAGAGACAAUGGUCUGCAGAAAUUGUUAGUACUGAGAAAGCAUGAUUCAUGCUUGGUCCAAUAAAAAGGCUCCGCGGCCAAGACGAGCACUAAUUUAAGUGAGGUGAGUCCUACCUCCAUUAUCCCAUAGGGGCUCACCUCCAUUAAUUUACAAUAUCCUCUCUUCUUCCCACAUCUCUGUAUGAGACACUGUAUAUUUCCCUUUUUUAAUCUAGUAUCCCUUCUGUGUCUGAUAUAUUUUACAUGGGAUCAUCAGGUCAAUGCCAACUUUCUCAGGAAAAUUAUUUCUUUUGUUUCUUUUA